AUGUUCGUCAAAUCCGAGACCUUGGAGUUGAAGGAGGAGGAGGACGUGCUGGUGCUGCUCGGCUCGGCUUCCCCAGCCUCAGCGUCCCUGACCCCGCUGUCGUCCAGCGCUGAGGAGGAGGAGGAGGAGCUGGGCGCAUCGGGAGGGGCGCGUCUGCAGCGUGGGGCGGAGGCCGUGCAGGGGGCGCGGGGCAAUUCAGCGGCGGGUGCCGAGGGCUGCAGGCCCGCACGGCUGCUGGGUUUGGUACACGAGUGCAAGCGGCGCCCCUCCCGAGCGCGGGCAGUCUCCCGCGGCGCCAAAACUGCUGAGACUGUGCAGCGAAUCAAGAAGACCCGCAGACUGAAGGCCAACAACCGUGAGCGCAACCGCAUGCACAACCUCAACGCGGCGCUGGACGCGUUGCGCGAGGUGCUCCCCACGUUCCCCGAGGACGCCAAGCUCACCAAGAUCGAGACGCUGCGCUUCGCUCACAACUAUAUCUGGGCGCUCACCGAGACCCUACGUCUGGCGGACCACUGCGGGGGAGGGGGCGGGGGCCUGCCGGGGGCGCUCUUCUCCGAGGCGGUGCUGCUGAGUCCGGGAGGCGCUAGCGCCGCGCUGAGCAGCAGCGGAGACAGCCCAUCGCCCGCCUCCACGUGGAGUUGCACCAACAGCCCCGCGCCGUCCUCCUCUUCGUCCUCCAACUCCACCUCUCCUUACAGCUGCACUUUAUCUCCCGCCAGCCCCACAGGGUCAGACAUGGACUACUGGCAGCCCCCACCUCCCGACAAGCACCGCUAUGCACCUCACCUCCCCAUAGCCAGGGAUUGUAUGUAG
Messenger RNA from Sciurus carolinensis (gray squirrel), 816 nucleotides. RefSeq names its product neurogenin 2 (gene Neurog2). Lineage: Eukaryota; Metazoa; Chordata; Mammalia; Rodentia; Sciuridae. Gene Ontology annotation, molecular function: protein dimerization activity. The transcript has a single exon. The coding region runs from base 1 to 816 and encodes 271 amino acids. The record is from RefSeq and is a predicted model, not a curated record.